Molecule: messenger RNA, 573 nt
Organism: Chenopodium quinoa (quinoa)
Lineage: Eukaryota; Viridiplantae; Streptophyta; Magnoliopsida; Caryophyllales; Amaranthaceae
Exons: 1
Coding region: 1-573 (190 amino acids)
Source: RefSeq, a predicted model, not a curated record
AUGUUUUCCAUAAGCUCAACCUCAAGCUCAAAUUCUUCCGAUUCAGAUCAAUAUGCGGAAUUUGAUAAUCUAGUUGAUGAAUUUUUCACAAAUCACUUACCUAACAUAAUGCUUCCUCAACCACCUCCAUCUGAGAUCGAAAUUGUAAAUGAAGAUGAAACUGUCCCGCAGCGUAGGGGAGAUAGAGAAAGGGAGAAAGGGCAUUUGCAAUUGUACAAUGAUUACUUCGCAAUAAAUUCUGUGUAUUCCGAAAAUCAGUUCCGUCGUCGAUUUCGAAUGCACAAACCUUUAUUCUGUCGGAUUAUGAAUAAAGUGGUUGAGGGCGAUCCAUUCUUCCAGCAGCGUAGGAAUGCAGCUGGUAGGCUUGGCUUAUCACCUCUGCAGAAAUGCACCGCUACAAUAAGAAUGUUAGCGUACGGUGUUGCUCCGGAUGCCGUAGAUGAAUACAUACGCAUGGGUCAAACAACAUCUAGAAAAUCAAUGCAACAUUUUACUCAAGGGGUGAUCAAGCAUUUUGAGGCCGAGUACUUAAGAAGUCCACCAGAUGAAGAUUUAAGGAGAAUCCUUCACUAA